UUCCAAUGGAAAACUCAGCUUUUGAAAUGCAAGAAACCCUGUCCCAAAACGCCACACCUCUUGGGAGGGAGUCAGUUGUAUCUGGGCAGGAAACGAAGACGCAGUGGUCUCUAUUGACCCUCUUCUUGGUGUGUCUCUUGGCCUGCAUUGUCACCACAGCAAUAGGAGUGCUGAUUCUGUCUUUGGUCUAUAAUAGCAACACCAACCCGGGAAUAAGUAUGUCUCCAAAGGGUGAAUCGAGCCCUCAGGGAAUGCCGAUGGCUCCUUCAGACAAAGUCAGGGUCGACCUAAAAUUUCAGUUUCUCAAUCAUCUUCAUAAAUCUAAGGUGUUCAGCUUUCCAGGCGGGGCUAUCCAGUGGGCCCGAUUCAGGAACAAUGCCGGCGACUACUCCAGUGUAGAAGAGAAAACCUUCGGGAACAGCCUCAACCGCCAGCAGUCUCACAUGACUUUUGGGACCUUGAGAAUCAAAAGCAACGGGCUCCGGGCCCCGCACUGGCACUUCAAUGCCAACGAGCAUGGCUAUCUCUUACAGGGUUCCGCCUGGAUCGGUGUGGUCGAUGAAGGAGGCAGCACAGCCACCACAUACAACGUCACUGCUGGCCAGGUCAUCUUCUUCCCCAGAAAUACACUGCACUGGUUAAAGAACGUUGGAAAGGACGACUGCUUAUUCUUGCUCUUCUUUACCACGCAUGAUGAACUGCAGACCCUGGAUGUGGAUGACGUGUUUUUCUCCACACCAGAGGACAUAGCUUCCAGAUCCCUUAAGCCUCAAGGUGGAGUUAAUUUCAUUAGAACAUUCAAGAAACAAGAAGUGGAUCAGGCUGUGAACCUUCCACCAAAUCUGGCAGAGCUAGUCAUGAACGCUACCUUCAUACAGUCUCCAGACAGUCUCGUCUGGCAGUACUUUUACGAUCUUAAAGGUUCGAGAGAAUUCCGACUUCCAGGAGGAAUAAUUCAGUGGGCUCGGUAUCGGAAAAAUGGAAAUGGGUUAAAUGCCAAUGAGAAAAUUUUCAGCGAAUCUCUGAAUCAGCAUGAGAACACUCUAACCCUUGGAACCCUCAGAAUUUACAGCAAUGGGUUACGCCAGCCUCACUUUCAUUUCAAUGCCAACGAACUGGGCUAUGUCAUCAGUGGAUGUGGACAGGUGGGAAUUAUUGGCACCAAAGGCACCACAGAUUUUAACAUUGGCAUUGGAGAUGUUGUGUUUUUCCCUGUUGGAACCCAGCAUUACCUGAAGAGCACGUGCGUUGAGGACUUGCUUCUCAUUCUUGCUUUCAGCACUGGUAACCAGCUUCAAACGCUCGACAUGGAUGAUUACUUCCACGCUACAGCUGAUCACAUCCUGGCCCAGCUUUUCUUCAAGAAACAAAAUGAGUUUAAGAAGAUCCCUAGAUUCAACGAGGAUCAGGCAAUUAAUCUGCCUUAAUAAUAAUAAUAAUAAUGAUGA
Molecule: messenger RNA, 1448 nt
Organism: Ornithorhynchus anatinus (platypus)
Lineage: Eukaryota; Metazoa; Chordata; Mammalia; Monotremata; Ornithorhynchidae
Exons: 9
Coding region: 6-1427 (473 amino acids)
Biological process (GO): activation of protein kinase B activity
Cellular component (GO): Golgi apparatus; plasma membrane
Source: RefSeq, marked predicted